Aspergillus saccharolyticus JOP 1030-1 is the source of this 2443-nucleotide messenger RNA. Its product is annotated as SAP domain protein. The coding region runs from base 253 to 2226 and encodes 657 amino acids. The transcript has a single exon. Lineage: Eukaryota; Fungi; Ascomycota; Eurotiomycetes; Eurotiales; Aspergillaceae. The record is from RefSeq and is a predicted model, not a curated record. Gene Ontology annotation, molecular function: nucleic acid binding.
CCCGACCGUCGCCCUUAUUACUACUACUUACUACUACAUAUUUACUACUAUUGACUACUAUUGACUACUGACUACCUGCUCACUACUCCCCGAGUGACUACCACCCCGCAGGAUAGCACUGCAUCGCAUAUAUAUCCUUCAGCCAUGACAAACCCCGUUUAAAUCAUAACCCCUACCACUAAACAGCCCUUCCACCGACCUAUAUAUGCACCUCACUCCCGCCCACGCGAACACAUACACGACCCCAACAAUAUGACCGACUACUCGAAACUAAAGGUCACCGACCUCAAGGCCGAGUUGAAGCGCCGCGGCAUCGCCCAGACCGGUCUGCGCGUCAAACAACAAAUCAUCGACCGAUUGGAGGAGGAGGACGCUCGCGAAGCUGCUGGACAGGAUGCGACCGCGGAACCCGGCUCAGAUCGCGACAACGCGCACGAGACCGAAGUGAACGGACCACCUGAACCCGAGGAGGUACAGCCUGCGCAGGACGUCGACCCAGAGGCAGAGGUUGCGCACACGGCGCCCACACCCGAAGAGACAUUGAAACAUACGGAAGCCGAGUCAACACAGCCAAAGGAAUCAACGCCGGAGCAGGAUGGCGCUACUGUAUCUCCUCAACCGCAAAAGGUAGACGAGGAUGUUCCCGGUGGCAACCACCUCGCAGAGAAACCCGCAGAACAAGCAGAACAACAGAAAGAAAAGGAGGAGUCAGAGGCAGAAGCGCAAGAGCUGCAAGAGAAGGGUGACGCGACCGCGACCGAAACCUCUGCAGUGCAGGACACAAAGACUGAGCCUCCUGCAGCCCCGGUUGAGCAGGCUCCCGGAGAUGCACCGGCGCAGGAGCUCACGGCGGUCAAGCAGAAUACAGAGCUCAAGGAGACAGCCCCGUCCACGGCUCUUGCCUCGGAGAUGAACACUGCAUUUUCAACUCCUCUUCCCACAGAGGAACUGUUGGAAGAUCGCCGCAAGCGCAAGCGACGUAGCCAGAGUCCUGUGCCCACACCCGAAGCCCUUGCCAUCAAAAAGGCGAAAGCGCAAGAAGAAGAGCCCCGCGUGCUUCUGCCCGAAGAUCAAGGAUCGUCUGCCAUGGAAGUGGAUCAGCAGGGAGAAGAAGAGGCAGCAACGCCACGCGAACCCCCUGAGGCACGUGCGGCGCCUGAGACGGCGGCGUCAGGUCGAGAAACGGAGUCUGUCCCGACCGCCGAUGAUGCAGCCCUUGCAGCCAAGAAAGAUGCCCCGCCGAAACACGAUGUCCGUUUCAAAGGCCUCUUCACGGGCCCGGAUCCCGACCAAGCCCGUCCGCCGUCCCCUCCCCCUGACACUACUGCGGAUGAUGCAGAGUUCGAGCCUGCCUUACAUGCUGCCACUGCUGCGCUUUACGUGGGAGGUCUGAUGCGACCGAUGCAGCCGGCGACCCUUCGCAGCCAUCUGAUUAACCUUGCAUCGACCCCGGAUGCUUCUCCGAAUGCUGAUGUGAUUCUCGACUACUACCUGGAUCCAAUCAAGACCCAUUGCUUCGUGAGUUUUACGAGUGUGUCGGCCGCAUCGCGUGUCCGAGCGGCCCUCCACGGGACCAUAUGGCCUAACGAACGCAACCGCAAAGCAUUGUUUGUCGACUUUAUCCCGGAAGACAAGCUACAGUCGUGGGUUGAACGAGAGGAGGGCGCUCGACAGCGCGGUGGCCCCGCGCCUCGUUGGGAGGUGAGAUACGACCGGAGCGACGACGGUGUCGAAGCGGUGCUGGAGGAAGUCGAUUCCCGCAAACCGGCGGCCCAAGCUGCGCGCGCCCCCGAACUCACCGGCUUCUCUCGCCCACCGCCGACUGGUCCACGCGCAGAAGGUCGGGGCCCCAGUCGACGUCCCAGUCACCCUGGGACCACACGGUCGGAAUCCCACCCCGGCCAGGGGUUCAAGCCGUUGGACGAGCUGUUCAUGUCCACAACCACCAAGCCCAAGCUCUACUAUUUGCCCGUUACCCGGGAGGUGGCCGACCGGCGUCUCGAUCGGUUCGAUGAGCUGCUACGGAAAGGCGCAUUUCCCCGACGUGGAGGCGAUGAGACCCGUCGUAUCACCUUUGAAGAUGGGGACCAGUUUGUCGACAAGGGACCGGAAUACUUGGGUGGUGGACGGGGGCGACGCGGCGGCCGCGGCGGCCGCGGCGGCGGCCGAGGACGGGGAGGAGGGAUGGGUGAUUCGUGGCGAGACGACCGGCGCAGUCGUUGGUAACAGGGGUGAUGUCGACAACGACAAUGAUUGAACGGAUGUAGUCAUCGGUACUCGGCCAUAGUACUUAGACAGAUGCAAUGACAAGGGGGAGGAAAAGAAGAGAAGAUGAAUGUAAAUUAGGUGACGACUGCGCAAGUGGGGAGUCGAUCCUCGGCCGGCUAGAGUUGUAAUGAAGAACGCUGCUUGGCUGUGAUUUGUGAUGUAGAAGAGUCCUCAG